GACUGUUUGUUUCAGCUUCUUAAUGGUUCAGAUGUCUGAAUGGUUAAGAGAUUUGCUUCUGAAUGGUUAAGUAUUAUACAGAGUCUGAAUGGUUAAGACCUCUUAUCUGAAUUGAUCAGACAUUUGCCUCUGAAUAGUUAAGCAAUAUACUAGCUCUUAAUGGUUCAGACCUCUUACUGAUUCAGCACUUAAUGGUUCAGACCUCUUACUGGUUCAGCUCGGCGUUGACACUAGAUUCCUUUGUGUUUGUAACUCAACCAACUCAUAUAAGAAAUUUGUUUAUUUCUUCAUAGUUCGUACUGUAGAGCUUAGAGAGUAAUUCAAAAAUUCAAGUGUGAAAGGAUUAAGGCGCCAGUGGCAAUGGAACCGGAGAGUAGCCGGCACACUUGCCUGAAGCUGGAAAUUACGAGCAGCGGCGCGGUGGAUCUGGAACGCAUCUUCGUCAAAGGCACCUGGUUCACCUCCCAUUUCGACCUCUCCAUCUCCAAUGGCCUUGACGCCUGGAUUUGCAGCGCUUCGGAGGAAGAGGUUGAAGAGAGAGCUUCUCAAUGGGACCAGCCGGUUUCAGAAUACAUCGAAAUGGCGGAGAAAUACCUAGGGUUUCAACAGCCCGGUUCGGUCUACGGGUUCUCUGAUGCAGGUGCUGGCCACAGAAGAUUGUCAUGGACUUUUGAGAAAGAAGGAACAAAGCUGGAGUGGCGGUGGAAAUGCCAACCAUCACCUGAUACUAAGAAAACUACAGCCGACAUCUUGGAUUUUCUCAUGGAUUCAAACAUACAACUCAGUGAGGAAGUUCUGAGCAAGACACAGGCUUUUGAAAAAGUGGAAUCUGAAGCUGAAAAAUGUUUAGCUCAAAGUGAGAGACUUGCCAUAGAGAAGGAAGAAUUUGAAGCCGGAUUAUAUACAAAGUUUCUUGGAGUGUUGAAUUCGAAAAAAGCAAAGCUAAGAGAGCUGCGCGAUAGACUUCCAAAUGAAGCGACUGGUAAUAAGCGAGUGCAAGAAGAGGAGGAAGAAGGGUCGAGUGACAGAACCCAGACGUCUGACGAGGAAUAACAGAGUAAGAAGUACAAACUAAAUUUUCAGAGCUGUAAAAUUAGAAUAGAGCUAUUUUGACACCAAGAGCCAGAGCUAUAAUACGACACUGGUCCAUUUGAGUUUUGUUCGAUAUCAGAGUGGUUUUUAUCCUCCCAUUUGGGUGACAAUCCAUUACCAAGUACAUAAAUUUUUAUCACUUUC
This is a messenger RNA of Cuscuta campestris, 1236 nucleotides long. Lineage: Eukaryota; Viridiplantae; Streptophyta; Magnoliopsida; Solanales; Convolvulaceae. The record is from the annotation of a GenBank genome assembly.